AUGACCGCACUGUCUGAUGAAAAGCUGCCUCUCUACUCGGCUGCUGCGACUUCAUCACUUCUUCCGCCACAACCUACUGCCACGCCAGACGAUGUCCGCGACUUCAUCGCCGGUCUUCUGGUCCUUACUCGAGAUCCUCCACUACAGCAUGCAAGGGAAACAGCCAGCAAGUGGAAGCUAGGAACGGGUCGCGAGUUAAAUGCCUACCCACCAGGUGUAUACGCCGAUAUCUUUGGCAGCGAAGAUGCAUGGAUGGUGUACAGGGAGACCCAGUUGUUUAUCCGCGGCAGAGAGAAGGGAAAGAAUACGCGAAAGGAUAGGCUUCGAAAAUGUUGGUUGUCAAUGCGUCCCUUACAAGUAGAAGAUGCUGAUAAUUCAGAUAGGGGCUUGAGCUAUCGCUAUUGUGAUCAUUAA
This is a messenger RNA of Aureobasidium subglaciale EXF-2481, 414 nucleotides long. RefSeq lists its product as uncharacterized. The record is from RefSeq and is a predicted model, not a curated record. The transcript has a single exon. NCBI's taxonomy places the organism in Eukaryota, Fungi, Ascomycota, Dothideomycetes, Dothideales, Saccotheciaceae. The coding region runs from base 1 to 414 and encodes 137 amino acids.